GCACACCUCUCUUGCUAGAUGCCGUGACCCUCCGAUUCCAAUCGAUGUGUGAUGUCUUGGCGCCUAAAAUGGGCGCCACGCAGCUGGCUGGGCCGCCUCGUCGGACAUCACUAUGCCUUUGUCUUGACGCGCUGGGGCUUUGGCAAGUCCUUCGCCACGGUGCUGGCGCGUGCAGGUUCUCAGAAGCUGGCCUUGGGUGCGGUGGCCACUGGUGCGACCGGCCUGACGAUCCACCACAACACCAAGGAACGGCACUUUGAGAGUGAUGUGCUUUCCUCGGAAGAAGAGGUGGAAUGGUUGAAUGCUGCGAUCAAACCCAUUUGGGAUCAUUUGGAUAAAGGAGUCCGGAAAAUCAUCGAAGAUGAGAUUCAGCCCGCCUUGCAGCAGAGAUUAGGCAGACUGGGCAACUUCAUACAGCUCCAGUUCACCCAACUCAGCCUGGGAAGCGCUUCACCGCGCUUCGGCCCGGUGCGGGUGACGAGAUCGUCGCAUGGGCUGGAGAUUAAUGCUGGCUUCAGCUUGGAGGGCAAUGGCAUGCUGGAAUUCUCCGCUGGUGUGGCAUCCAUCCAAGUUUGCGACAUCACUGUGCAAGGCACCUUGCGACUGGGCUUGCAGCCCCUCUUGGAGUCCUUGAAUCCCGUGGGCGGCGUCUCCGUGACCUGCCUGGACCGGCCAAUCAUCGAUCUCACCAUCAAGACAGGCACGGAGCUGAUCCCGAACUUGUACAACUUCGUGCGGGACACCGUGGAUGACGUGAUCGCUGGUUUGAUUGUGAUUCCCAACAUGGUCGCGGUGCCGAUAGAUCCUGCAACAGACUCUUGCUUCAUUCAGCAUCCUUUGCCACUGGGGUUUUUAAGACUUUCACUUGAAGGGGUGACUGCAGCUGGACCUUUGCCCAGUUCUGUCUACGUGGAAGUGCUGAUUGGCUGCAGCGUCUGGAAGAGUGCGAUUGCCAAAGUGUCCAGCUACUCUCGACAAGUCGAGUGGGUGGAGGGAAAUGUCACGGACUUGGAGGUCUAUUCCCAGGACCAGCUCCUGCGAUUCCGCUGCUGGUCCUCCGGGAGCUUUGGGGUCACCCUCCUCUCCAGUGGCCAGGUGCACGUGCGAGACUUGACACCUGGACAUGUGGAGGUUCCUUUGAGCGAUACGCAGGAGCAUGGAGAGAAUUCCUCUGUGGAGCUCUACCUCUCCUGGAUGCCCGUCAUGAACACGCCUCCGCGCUCCAGCGAUGCCGAUCUUUUAGCCUCCGUGCACGUGGAUCGAGCCGAGCUGGCCCGAAGCACGAGCUUGGGCAGUUCCCGCCAUCGCGUGCGCGUCUCGGUGGGGGAGAAGGUGAAUACCUCACCGGUGGGGCAGGCACAUCCCGAAGUACAUCAAAUCGCGGAUGAUAGGCUCUUGCAGCUCGCCAAGAAGCUGUGCGGCAAACUGGCAUUGGUGGAUUUGGCAGAUGCCCUGAACAUUCCGGUGGAACAUGCGCGGGAGUUCGCCUUGCAGCAGGAGCGGCGGAAGCGGAGCAAGGUUCCUCGGAGGGGAAGUGGGAAGUGGGAGAGAGCGGCGCCUCACGAGUUCUCACGAGAGUGA
Molecule: messenger RNA, 1581 nt
Organism: Durusdinium trenchii
Lineage: Eukaryota; Dinophyceae; Suessiales; Symbiodiniaceae
Source: the annotation of a GenBank genome assembly